This is a messenger RNA of Humulus lupulus (European hop), 390 nucleotides long. RefSeq lists its product as uncharacterized. Lineage: Eukaryota; Viridiplantae; Streptophyta; Magnoliopsida; Rosales; Cannabaceae. The transcript has a single exon. The record is from RefSeq and is a predicted model, not a curated record. The coding region runs from base 1 to 390 and encodes 129 amino acids.
AUGAAAUUGACAAAAGAAUGUAGUGCAAUCCUUCAAAGAAAAUUACCCCAGAAAGUGAAAGAUCCGGGUAGCUUCACCAUCCCUUGCAUCAUUGGUGGUUCUUCAUUUGACAAAGAUCUUUGUGACCUUGGAGCUAGUAUCAACCUUAUGCCUCUCUCGGUGUUCAAGAAGUUGGGGUUAGGAGAAGUAAAGCCCACAACCAUUACUCUUCAGUUAGCAGACCACUCACUCACCUACCCAAGAGGAAUAAUUGAAGAUGUAUUGGUAAAGGUAGACAAAUUUAUACUUCCACCGGAUUUCGUGGUUUUGGAUAUGGAAGAGGACCAAGAAAUUUUGAUUAUACUUGGUCGCCCUUUCUUGGUGACCAGACGGGCACUUAUCGAUGUUUAA